CUGUGCGCCCUCCUCGACUGUUCCGCAAUGAGUGCCAAGUCUGCCAUCAGCAAGGAAAUUUUUGCACCUCUUGAUGAAAGAAUGCUGGGAGCUGUCCAAGUCAAGAGGAGGACAAAGAAAAAGAUUCCUUUCUUGGCAACUGGGGGUCAAGGCGAAUAUUUAACAUAUAUCUGCCUGUCAGUGACAAACAAGAAACCCACACAGGCGUCCAUCACGAAGGUCAAACAGUUUGAAGGCUCCACGUCAUUCGUGCGGAGGUCACAGUGGAUGCUUGAGCAGCUUCGCCAGGUUAAUGGCAUCGAUCCUAAUCGGGAUUCUGCAGAAUUUGAUCUGUUGUUUGAAAACGCAUUUGACCAGUGGGUGGCCAGCACAGCUUCAGAAAAAUGCACCUUCUUCCAGAUCCUCCACCAUACCUGCCAGAGGUACCUCACGGACAGGAAGCCCGAGUUUAUUAACUGCCAGUCCAAACUCAUGGGAGGAAACAGCAUCCUCCAUUCGGCAGCCGAUAGCGUGACCAGCGCCGUACAGAAAGCGAGCCAGGCCUUGAAUGAGCGUGGGGAGCGGUUAGGCCGAGCAGAGGAGAAGACGGAAGACAUGAAGAACAGCGCCCAGCAGUUUGCGGAAACUGCACACAAGCUCGCCAUGAAGCACAAAUGUUGA
Puma concolor (puma) is the source of this 660-nucleotide messenger RNA. It is a transcript of the gene STXBP6, whose product is annotated as syntaxin binding protein 6. Gene Ontology annotation, cellular component: exocyst; plasma membrane. NCBI's taxonomy places the organism in Eukaryota, Metazoa, Chordata, Mammalia, Carnivora, Felidae. Gene Ontology annotation, molecular function: phosphatidylinositol-4,5-bisphosphate binding. Gene Ontology annotation, biological process: exocytosis; regulation of SNARE complex assembly; Golgi to plasma membrane transport. The record is from RefSeq and is a predicted model, not a curated record.